Rotaria sp. Silwood2 is the source of this 1269-nucleotide messenger RNA. The record is from the annotation of a GenBank genome assembly. Lineage: Eukaryota; Metazoa; Rotifera; Eurotatoria; Philodinida; Philodinidae.
AUGCCAACGCGAAGUAGUGUAAAAUGGAAAGUACGAAAUAGUAUAUCAAGUAUUAGUCUUCAUCGAUAUCGAUCAAAUUUUCGUCGUAAUAGAACAAAUACUUCAUUGACUAAUUCGGAAUAUUCAUCCACAUCAUCAUUUCCAUUAUUUCGUCAAUUUUAUCUUAUGCGUAGUUCAUUAAAACAAAAACGACGACGAUCAUUACUUAAAAAAGCUAAUACUAAUACUACUUUAUUGCCUGAAAAAAUUUAUAAAGCACCUCGUAUCGAAACUAAACAUGUCAUUACAACAAUUUUCAUUACAAUUACAUGUGCUUUUCUUUUAAUAUCUAUGAUUUUUCUUGACUUAGCUUAUUUCAAUGAAAGUAUAGCAAAUAAAACUAAUUAUAAUUUAUUAAGUAUUCAUAAUAGUUUAUGCUUUCAUUAUCCUAAAAUAUGUAUUAUAAAAGGAUUAGUUAUAAUUGUAUUUAUUUUUAUAACAAUAAUAUUAUGUUAUAGUAUUUUCGCAUUAUAUAUUCGUGCAAAACGUCAUUCACGUUUACUUGAACAUAAAACAAACGAAUUAGAAAAAGAAAAAUGUUUAACACAAAAAUUACUUCAUCAAAUUUUACCACCAUGUGUAGCAAAAGAUUUAAUUAAUGGACGAAAAGCACCAGCUGAAUAUUUUGAUUCAGUUACUGUGUAUUUUUCAGAUAUUGUUGGAUUUACUGCUAUAGCAAGUAUGUGUUCACCAAAUGAAACAUGUAAUAUGUUAAAUCAACUUUAUUCUAUAUUUGAUUCACUUUUGGAAAAUUUUGAUGUUUAUAAAGUUGAAACCAUUGGGGAUGCUUAUAUGGUUGUUUCUGGAGCGCCUGAAAAAAAUGGUGACAAACAUCCUAAUGAGAUUGUCAAUAUGUCAUUAAGUUUGCUGCGCGGUAAACAUCAAGUUCGUGUACCGCGUACAUCUGCUGAACUUAUGCUACGCGUUGGAAUUCAUACCGGACCGGUAUGUGCUGCUGUAAUCGGAUCAAAAAUGCCUCGUUAUUGUAUGUUUGGUGAUACAGUAAAUGUUGCUAAUCGAAUGGAAUCAACUGGUUUACCUGAACGAAUCCAUUUAAGUGAUGACACAUAUAAACGGAUAAAAAAUCGAGAACAAUAUGUUUUUGAAGAACGAGGUGAAAUCGAAAUUAAAGGCAAGGGCUUCAUGCGUACAUAUUUUUUAUUGUAUCGAAAAACGAAUGAAAAUGAAACAAAAUCACAUUCAACUACAGUGAAUAAUCAAGAUGUAUGA